Suillus subaureus is the source of this 255-nucleotide messenger RNA. RefSeq lists its product as uncharacterized. Bases 1 to 255 code for a protein of 84 amino acids. The transcript is spliced from 2 exons. The record is from RefSeq and is a predicted model, not a curated record. Lineage: Eukaryota; Fungi; Basidiomycota; Agaricomycetes; Boletales; Suillaceae.
AUGAUCUAUGCGAUGCUUCACGUGAAUUCAUCAUUGAGCAUCGAACGCAAAUCAGCGACUCCAGGCAUCUAUAUCAUUGUAUGGGUUCGGGGAGACAAUGAAAUCGCUAUUGGCCUUGAUAAAGAAGAUGCCGAACACAUGGCUCACAGGACGUUAUUGCCCGACCUUAAGAGGUGCUCUUUCUUGGGCGUCAGGGAGACAAGGUAUGCCUAUACGAACGCAAUACUGUUGUAUUCCGGAUACUGCGACGCCUAG